Messenger RNA from Rana temporaria (common frog), 2866 nucleotides. RefSeq names its product dual specificity phosphatase 3 (gene DUSP3). Gene Ontology annotation, biological process: protein dephosphorylation; negative regulation of MAPK cascade. The transcript has 3 exons. Gene Ontology annotation, cellular component: cytoplasm. The record is from RefSeq and is a predicted model, not a curated record. Bases 154 to 708 code for a protein of 184 amino acids. NCBI's taxonomy places the organism in Eukaryota, Metazoa, Chordata, Amphibia, Anura, Ranidae. Gene Ontology annotation, molecular function: protein tyrosine/serine/threonine phosphatase activity; MAP kinase phosphatase activity.
CUCUGUAUUGAGGAGCUCGGUCGGAGCAGAGUGAGGAGAGGCCGCUCCUUAGUCCUCCUGUGUGUCCCCGGAGCUCGAAGUCCUCCUCCCCCGGCUGAGGAGGGCGGGUCACAGGCUGCCCGGCUCGGGUGUUGUCGGUGUGAGGCGGCGGUUAUGUCGGACUAUGAUGUGUCAGUUCAGGAGCUCAAUGAGCUGCUGGCCAACGAUGGCGGCUUCUACUGCCUCCCCUCCCAGCACUUCAACGAGGUCUUCCCCCGGAUCUACGUGGGCAACGCGUUUAUCGCCCAGAACAUAAUGAGAUUACAACGCCUUGGAAUCACUCACAUCCUAAAUGCUGCAGAAGGGAAUUCCUUCAUGCAUGUAAACACAAAUGCUGCUUUUUAUGAAGGAACAGGCAUUACCUACCAUGGUAUUCAAGCUAAUGACAGACCAACAUUUGACCUCAGCUCUUACUUUGAAGAAGCCUCAGACUUCAUUGAUAAAGCAUUGUCACAAAAAGAUGGUCGGGUCUUUGUCCACUGCCGUGAGGGCUACAGCCGUUCUCCCACGUUGGUCAUAGCUUACCUCAUGUUACGUCACAAGAUGGAAGUAAAACCAGCUGUGGCAACAGUCAGGCAGAAGAGGGAGAUUGGACCUAAUGAUGGUUUUCUGAAACAGCUUUGCCAGCUAAAUGAUAAGCUUGUGUCAGAGGGAAAGGUCAAUAGUUAAUACUACCCCAGAACUAGCGUAUUAGUGCUAUAAGUACAAUAUAUUCCCAUAGCAGGAAUUUUAAAGUAAACACCAUAACCUGCAUACAGAGGAGGUGGCCAUUUUUGUAGGGUGAGUUUAUGUACAUGAGAUUGUAGCCUAAAGACAACUCCAAGCAACUACACUAAAAUAUGCCCUGAUGACCUUUCAAAAUGUAAUACAUGCAAUUGAGCAUUUCUUAUUUAUAUUUAUAUUAAAUGUUCAUCCACCUGAAGUUUUAAAAUAGGCUAAAUUUAGGAAUUAGAAGUGCCUGAACUGCCUGCAGAAAUCAGUCCUUUACUCUCUGCCCAUCUCCCAUUGGGUUUAACUAACCUCUAUAGACUAUAUCUAUGGCAAUCUUGUGUUUCAGUCACUGAAGAAACAUGGGGUAGGUGUUUAGGCAUUGGAGUUUAGGUGUCUACGCAUGGCGUUUGGCCAUGGUAAGAAAAUAUUGGGUGGUUUGGUUCUUUUAGUCUGUCCAUCUCCUACUGGGGAUAACUAAACUUUGUAGAGCAUAGUUCAGAUAGCCUGCUGUUUUGGUCACUGAAGAAUAAUGGGGUAGGUGUGUAAUAGUAGUGUUAGACGUUAAAUGGUUUGGGGUAUUUAAGGAAAUAAUAGUAGACUUAGAAAAUAGAGUGUAAAGUCUGUAGGGUGAGCUAGCUAUAGUAAGCAUAUGAAAGACACAGGCUCUAUAUUAAUAAUAAUAUUCCAAAAGUAAGCAGUGGGCUAUAUUAUUGUCUUUGUAGCCUCAGCUUUCCCUAACUCACGCCUCAAUUAAAAAUAAAAAAAUGGCUACCUUCACUUGGUGUGGAUGAUAGGAUCACUUUAAUUAAAAGCAACAAAUAUACAAAUAUUUAGUUGGGGUUUUCCUAGUGGCUUAGUGUUGUUCGUCUUUUCGUAACUGAGUUGCCAAAUACACUUAGCGGUAUACUUUUUAAAGUCCAGUUGAACAAUUCUUUUUAGUUUGGUUCAUUUUUUGUAAAGUCUACCACUUCUCGCAACAGCAAUUAUAUACAAAAGAAAACAUAAGGGACUGCCUUUCAUCUGUUUCACUGAUAUCUACUGUAACCAGCAUGACUUGUUCCUUUUAGCACUGCUUUGUUCAAUGCCAUUCUGUUUUUAGUAUUAACCUUUUCUAUUUUGACCUCUUGGGUUCAUUUUGUUUUGAUAUUUUUGGGGUCUAUGUAUCAACACAUUUAAUAGUAGAUAUAAAGUGCUGCCUUAUCUACACUGUUAUUGCAGGUCUCAGAAGUGUGAUACUGAAGUAGUAUCGCUGCAAAGGAAAUGUUAAGAACUUUAGAAAACAUCUACUUUUCUGCUUUCUUUGAUGUGCUGUAUUUUUAUUUUAAGCGUCUGUCUUUUCAAUUCAAUGUGCACUGUGACAGUAGAACAACUUCAAUGCCAGUAACUUCCAAAGUAAAUACAAUGCAUUGAAAACAUAUCAUCAACAUUUCAACAUUUUAUUGUACAAGUUAACAAAGAAUAUUAAAACAUCUAGAGUAAGGAGGGAUUUCCCAAGUCAUAUCUUAAUAAAGGACCAAAUUUCAUUGAUGUUCUAUGCACAUUGAUGUAAGUUAUAUCAUAGCAUCUUUAUCACAACAUAUGUAUCCAUGGUUAACUAUUAAUUGUUCUGAUUGAAAGAGUAUUAAAGUAUAACUAAAGGCAAAACUUUUUUGGUUUUGGAUGGAGUAAAGAUGGCAGAGGAGAUUCACCCUCUUUAUUUGUCCUGUUUAUGGUUAUCAUCAAAAGUGAAAGGAAAAUCAAAAAAUUUGGGUUGUCCCCAAAACAGUAAUAGAGGAGAUAACCCAAAUACGGACAUUAGUUCUGGUGACCUGUGGGAAGCAUCAUAAAUUCCCUUAAUUUGCAUGGAUUUGCUUUUAUUUGCCUAUGACAGGAACUGAAGGUAAAUCUCCCCAAUGGAACACAGAUGCAAAAAAAAAUUGACGGGGGGUUAUAACCUGCCCUUACUCUAUCCAAAAUUAAAUAAACAGUUUUGUGUAUAGUUUAAAUAAAUGUGACAUGCAGUAUAUUUCUAGAAAGUUCACCUCCUAUGUAUCUCUUGAAGAAGCAGACUUGUCUUAGAAACAUGCUGAGAAAGCCCUUCUUACUAGCUCUAUAUUAAUAAACGAGAAAAAAACAA